Messenger RNA from Ahaetulla prasina, 3978 nucleotides. It is a transcript of the gene MINDY1, whose product is annotated as MINDY lysine 48 deubiquitinase 1. The record is from RefSeq and is a predicted model, not a curated record. Lineage: Eukaryota; Metazoa; Chordata; Lepidosauria; Squamata; Colubridae. Bases 1703 to 3115 code for a protein of 470 amino acids. The transcript is spliced from 10 exons. Gene Ontology annotation, molecular function: cysteine-type deubiquitinase activity; K48-linked deubiquitinase activity; cysteine-type carboxypeptidase activity. Gene Ontology annotation, biological process: protein K48-linked deubiquitination. Gene Ontology annotation, cellular component: cell periphery; cytosol.
UGCAAUGCGACUCCCCCGCCUUUGCAAAGCGGCGAGGCUGGCAAGGGAGGAGCAACCCUUAUUUUUUUCAUUGGGGACCCCCAAAGCCCCCCCCCUUGCUUUGAUCCCCCCAUCGGUCCCUUCCAGCGUCUCGCGAAGCCUCCCCUCCUCCUCCUCCUCCUCCACUUCCUUGCUUGGCUGCUACUUUGUUUAAAUUUUGCUUUUCUUUUUCUCCUUGGGUGGCUACAGAGUUUCCUUCCUUCCUUCCUUUGUUUUCUUUCCUUCCCAUCCCCUCUUUUCUCCCCCCCCACCCCAAUCCUGGCUUCCCUAUAACGCCCCUGCGCUGCGGUGUAUCCUCCCCUCCCAUAGAUGUCCCUGCAGAAAGGGGAGAGGCUGGGCAGAAUAAACCCCAGCUAGGUUGUAUUUUAUUUAUUUAUUUUUUUAAAAAAGUGGGGGGUGCUUUUUUCCCUCCUCUGCCAGGCUGGGAUCCACUCCUCCCAGUCUUGGCCUCACCCGGGGGGGGGGCGGGAGGGGUGGUGGCAGGAGGAAAGGGAGGAGAAAGACAGGCUGACCGGCAGAAAAGAAAAAAAAACCCAAGAUUUAUGCCCAGAAGGAUCGGAGGAGGAAAACCCAGGCUCAGAGCUGGCUGGCUGUUAAAAUUUCUGCAUUUUCCACAAAUACAAACCACACUCUCGACUUUGGGCCAUGAAGCUGGAGAAAAGAAGAUUUCUUGGACAUCCGUUUGCACAAGAUACCCAGAGCUGACCAAAGCAAAAUAGGACUCACCUCCACGCUCUUGGCUGAGCUUCAAGGACAAAAACAAACAAACACACAAAGGUCAAUAAAACACAGAAUUUCCCUUCUACUAAUCCGUUAAAAAUUAAUGCCCUGAAAAAGACACUGGGAUUUUGUGUAUGUGUGUGUGCAUGUUUUGUUUUCUAUAUAUAUAUAUUUUAAAAAAGAAAAGCUUUAAAAUAUCACCCAUAGAGAAACGCAUCGCCUUUUUAAUGCUUUUUUAAAAAUUUCACAAGCAUCCAUUUCUUUUAUUGUAAGGACAGCUUUGAUAUUUUUUUUUCUUAAAAAGAAAAGCAUUUUGUAUUCCUUUUUCUGGGAUAAGAAAGAGAUUUCCUUUUCUUUUCUUUUUUGGAAGAAGAGUUUUUGUCUGUUGAGCCUUAUCCAGAUCUGGCACAGAUGAAAACUUGUAAGCGGAGGUCACGAGAGCCACAACCUCCCCUUCCCCCAGAUUUUAAAUAAUUGAGUGUAAAAUCCGGGAGAAAAAUGGCAGUAUUGAAUGUUCAAUGACCCUCCCAGGAACUGGCAAGUAAAAAAACAAAAAACAAAAAACAAACCAAAUAAAUUAAUAGACUUUUUGAGGAAUUUGCAUCCAAUGUUCAUCAGUGCCUAACCAAAGGAGAAAAGACUCAGCCAAUAAAACCUCGUGCCAUGUAAAGUUUUUAUAAAAGGGUUGUCUGCUUAUAGCAAAGAUCAGGAAGGAAUCUAUCGGGAAGGAACACAGCACCCAGAUUCCCUUUUCGGUGAAGUUUCUGCAUUUUUUGGCUGUUGGGAAAGAAAAAUACAACUAUUGUUCCCGCAAUUGAUUACAAAGCACUUGCUUUUAAAGUCGGUGAAGAGGCUUGUCCCAAAAAGACAACCCCCUUUGGAAAAACCUCGAAUUUAUUUGAGACAAAUUGAGAAUUCAGAAGCCAAAGGACGAUUCUUCUGGAUGGAGACCCAAGUGCCAGCCGCAGGGGAAGCAGCUCGGGGGGAGACGGAGCCCACUGAAUCUGGCCUCCCCCAGCCCACGGAGGCUGGCGUGGGUAGCGAGGAGGUGGUUUCUUCUGCUCUCCCUCCAGGGGCUGCAGAAGAGACCCCACCCCACCUCGCCAAGGACGGCGGCCAAAGCGUCACGCAGAAAGACGACGGGUGGCUUUCUUCUGUAGAAGCUGCUGAAGGGCGGCAAAAGGAGGGACCCCCGUCCCCAAGCGAGGAGGCCUCCCCUCUGCCAGCCUCUCCGGUGCCCGCCAGCUGCAGCCCGGCGGAGGAUGCCCCCAAGCCACGCCCGUCUCCAGCCAGCCAGCCCAAGCCACCGGAUUUUUACUGCGUGAAAUGGAUCACUUGGAAGGGCGAGAGGACGCCGGUCAUUAUGCAGAGCGAGAAUGGUCCCUGUCCACUGCUGGCCAUCAUGAACAUUCUCUUUCUGCAGUGGAAGGUAAAGCUGCCUGCCCAGAAGGAAGUGGUCACCUCGGAUGAGCUGAUGGCUUACCUCGGGGAUUGCAUCCUGUCCAUCAAGCCCCAGGACCAAGCUGAGGCCGUCCAGCUCAACUUCCAGCAGAACGUCAAUGACGCCAUGAUGGUCCUUUCCAAGCUCUCCACGGGGCUGGACGUCAACGUGAGGUUCACGGGGGUCUCGGACUUCGAAUACACCCCCGAGUGCAUUGUUUUUGAUCUCCUGAAUGUCCCCCUUUAUCACGGAUGGCUGGUGGAUCCCCAGAUUCCCGAGGUGGCUGGAGCCGUCAGCAAACUGAGCUACAACCAGCUGGUGGAAAAAAUUAUCACUUGUAAACACUCCAGCGACCCAAACCUGGUGACCGAAGGCCUGAUCGCAGAACAGUUUUUGGAGUCUACGGCAUCGCAGCUCACCUACCACGGGCUGUGCGAGCUCACGUCCACGGUCAAAGAAGGCGAACUGAGCGUUUUCUUCCGAAACAACCACUUUAGUGCCAUGAUCAAGCACAAGAGCCACCUCUACCUGCUGGUGACAGACCAGGGUUUCCUGAACGAAGACCAGGUCACCUGGGAAAGUCUGCACAACGUGGACGGAGACAGCUGCUUCUGCGACGCCGAGUUCCACCUGAGCCACACGCUGGGCAAGGAGGCAGCAGGGGGCUCCCCGGUCGACCAGAGGCAGGUGGAUCAGGACUACAUGAUUGCCUUGUCCCUCCAACGCCAGCAAGGGGGUCCCGCCAUGAGCGACCUGGAGCUGGCGCAGCAGCUGCAGCAAGAGGAAUACCAGCAGCCCCCACCGCCCAGCCCCUUGCCCUCCCCGGCACAGGGGAGAAGCCCCCCGGCCCCCCGGCCCGCCGGAGAACAACGCAGGCAGCGGCAGAAGGCGGACACAGAUUGCAUCGUCCUUUGAGGCCAGCCUGUGGGAGUCCCACGAGCCCCCCCACUUUCCUUCCAGGGCCUGCGACUGAGAAGGACCCCUCCCCUCUCAAUUUGCUAUGUGGGCACUUCGGAUAGGGGCUCUCCUGCAACACUAAAAAUGCUUCAGAAGUGGGGGGAAACAGCUCUGUUUUGGAAAAAAACAAACCACACUGGGGGGGGGGGAACUCCCCAGAUUGCAUUUGCUUCUCCCACCCAGGGGUGUCAACGUGGGAAGAGGGACAGAGAAGCGAAGAGGGGACUUAGCUUGGAUCCCCAUGGAGGCCACAUCAAUUUAUGGGAGGUUUCCCAUGUGAUUCUCGUCAUGGGGGACAGACAGUUUCUGCAGGUUGGAGAAACCGAGUCCCUGCCUGGAAGGGCCGAGCCUUCGGAAUUGGGGGGGGGGGGCGUUUCGCACCUCGCCAGCACCCCGGAUCGGGUUAUCGCCAAAGCCCUCGAGGGCCACGCACACACAGAUGAGGGACCGCUCCCAAAGUUACCACCGAAGCAAUCCAACCGGUGCGGUUUUCACCCGAUGGAAAAAUGGAUUUCUUUGCCAAAAGCACCUUUUGGGCUGGGUGGGCUUAAACUCUGGGUUUUUUUCCACCCCCCUCAAAGGCAGCCGAAGCGAGGCAGAAACGCCUCCGGGGAUGCAGCCCAAAUGAGCUCUCUCUCUUUCUUUUUCUCUCUCUGUUUCUCUCUCUGUCUUUCUUUUCCUCUCUCUCUGUCUUUCUUUUUCCUGGUUUUUGAGGGCUAUGACUGGACUAAAUUCUAAAAUUGCUUAAGCCUCCGUUUUGAGUCGAUUAAUCGAUUAAUCCUGCCUCUGUUUACAUUGGAAUAAAGCAGUCCUGACGGUGA